UCCAGUGGUCUUCUUUGAUGUCAGCAUUGGCGGCCAGGAGGUUGGUCUCAUGAAGAUCGAGUUGUUUGCAGACGUGGUGCCUAAGACGGCAGAGAACUUCAGGCAAUUCUGCACUGGAGAGUUCAGAAAAGAUGGUGUUCCAAUAAGAUACAAAGGAAGAACCUUCCAUAGGGUCAUAAAGGAUUUCAUGAUUCAGGGUGGAGAUUUUGUUAAUGGAGAUGGUACUGGAGUUGCUAGCAUUUACCGAGGCCCAUUUGCAGAUGAAAAUUUCAAACUUAGACACUCAGCUCCAGGGCUGCUUUCCAUGGCAAACAGUGGUCCCAGUACAAACGGCUGCCAGUUCUUUAUCACAUGUUCUAAGUGUGAUUGGCUGGUUGGGAAGCAUGUAGUGUUUGGAAAAAUCAUUGAUGGACUUCUGGUGAUGAGGAAAAUGUUCCCACAGGCUCUAACAAUAAACCCAAAUUGCCGGUGGUAAUCUCAGUGUGGGGAA
Molecule: messenger RNA, 490 nt
Organism: Cricetulus griseus (Chinese hamster)
Lineage: Eukaryota; Metazoa; Chordata; Mammalia; Rodentia; Cricetidae
Source: RefSeq, a predicted model, not a curated record